CGAUCACCGAUCACCGAUCACCGCAUACACCUCUGGAGGUUGUCAAAAUGGCGAAUAACGCUGCAGGAGAGCUAAUGCAGCACCUCGCAGCAAGACACCUUCACCCAAAACCAGCAUGGCUGCAAAGCUUCCUAUCAACUACACGGCCAAAUACAGCACUUGCUGCACUGAAGCAGACAUGUCUCUUUCGUCUUCUUGCAACUGACAUCACAACCUCGCUCAAUCAACCUGCAGCUUCAGUCUUCCCGGAGGACGUGUUGCGAGGCACGGUCCAGUCUCGCUUUCUUGCUGGACCAAUCAUCUGUCAAGUGCUCGACAUCGAAGACAUUGGACAAUCGCGCUGGUCACAAGUCGAAGCUAUCGAGGCAAGGGAGCGCGGCGAGAUGACGAAAGGGCGAGAGAUCGUUCGAGUGAUCGAGUCGGAGAACGACGACUCUGGUCAAGCUGCUGCGCCUGCACAGACCAAAGGCCCAUUCAAACUACUGUUACAGGAUGCGAAAGGGCUACAAGUCUAUGCGGUGGAUCUUCGAGGUAUCGAUGGACUUAACACGAACAUGAGUAUGGGUGUGAAGCUCCUACUUCGAAACAUCGAGGUACGACGAGCCGUUAUUAUGCUCGAGCCUGGCAAUGUGCAGACAUUGGGUGGGAAGCUCGAGGCACUUGACAAGGCAUGGAAGGAAGGGAGAAAAGAUAUACUGAUCAAGGCAGCGAACGCUAGUGGAGAGCUUGCGGGGUGAAUGGUUCGCACGUUGCACACACCUUCCUCGGCAGAAGAAGGUGUACAUAUCUGCAUUGAAGAUAUCUUUGGAAUCGUCACAGGCGGAUCGUUGGAUUUGCGCGGUCAACUACGACCUAUAGGCCUUGUGCAGCACCACGGAGCUUGGUGCAUGACCGUCCACGAUGUCAUUGUUACUCCCGACACUCAUAAUCCAGAUGAUACACUCGUUCGGCUGGACGUUCCGCCCUCAGAUAAAUCCUCCUAUCAAAACGACUCUGAAGAAGGCCGAUUGUUCUAAGUGCGUUGCUACGAAAACCCCGAUCAUAAUAUUGGCCAGUUCAGGUAUCUGCUACUCCGUGUUGUUGAUCCCAAGGAGAAGAUGUUCGAGAGGAUCGGUGUAGCUAUGGGAUUUAGGUUACAGUUGGAUAUUCUGAAGCAGGCCAAAGAAGAUAAGAAGCAAUGCAGGAAUAUCCAUGUCUGCUAUAC
This is a messenger RNA of Macroventuria anomochaeta, 1204 nucleotides long. Its product is annotated as RecQ mediated genome instability protein Rmi1. Lineage: Eukaryota; Fungi; Ascomycota; Dothideomycetes; Pleosporales; Didymellaceae. Gene Ontology annotation, biological process: double-strand break repair via homologous recombination; resolution of meiotic recombination intermediates. Gene Ontology annotation, cellular component: RecQ family helicase-topoisomerase III complex; nuclear body. The record is from RefSeq and is a predicted model, not a curated record. The coding region runs from base 48 to 737 and encodes 229 amino acids. The transcript has a single exon.